AUGCCCUUUGGGCUCACCAAUGCUCCACCAACCUUUCAAGGUUUGAUGAAUGAGAUAUUCAGGCCAUAUCUCCAGAGAUUUGUAUUAGUUUUUUUUGAUGAUAUACUUGUUUACAGUAAAUCUGUUGAAGAACAUGUGGGGCAUCUAAGAGCUGUCUUAGAAGUCUUGAGACGACAUCAACUAUAUGCUAAGGCCUCAAAAUGUAUCUUUAGUUGUCAGGAAGUGGAGUACUUGGGCUAUGUUAUCUCCAAAGAAGGAGUCAAGGCAGAUCCAUUAAAAAUUUCAGCUAUGAUGGAGUGGCCUGAACCUAAGAAUCUUAAGGCUCUAAGAGGAUUUUUGGGGUUAACAGGUUAUUAUAGGAAGUUUGUAAAAGGCUAUGGAAGUAUUGCAGCCCCUCUAACUGCCUUACUCAAGAAAAAUUCAUUUAGGUGGGGUGAGCAGGCCAGCCAAGCUUUUGCAGCCUUAAAGGCAGCCAUGGUGACUCCUCUUGUUCUUGCCUUACCAGAUUUUUCCAAAAUGUUCGUGGUAGAAUGUGAUGCCUCUGGAAUUGGAUUGGGAGCAGUCUUAAUGCAGGAAGGGAGGCCUCUGGCUUAUUUAUGCCAAGCAUUAAAAGGUAAAAAUUUGUUCUUAUCCACUUAUGAAAAAGAAUUUUUGGCUCUUGUGUUGGCAAUUCAAAAAUGGAGACAUUAUCUACUGGGACACACGUUUAAAGUAAGAACUGACCAGCAAGCUCUAAAGCACCUUUUGGAACAGAAGAUUGGAACUCCUUUUCAACAAAAGUGGAUAACAAAGCUAUUAGGCUUUGAUUUUAGUGUGGAAUAUCGUAGUGGGAAAGGAAAUAAAGCAGCAGAUGCUCUAUCCAGGUUACCAGACCAGGGGAAUACUACAGAAUCAAAAGGAGUUAUGACUAACUGUGGAGAAGCCAAGGCCAUUAGUAUGGUUACUGUUAAUUGGUGGGAAGGACUUCGUCAAGUUAGAAGGGGGUUUUUAUUCUACAAAGGGAGGCUUCAUUUGGGAACCUUAAAGAUGCAGCAGGAGCAAGUCAUGCAGCAAUUCCAUAGUAGCCCUAUGGGAGGGCAUACUGAGAACCUCAAACCAGCUGGGGCUUUGCAACCUCUGUCGAUACCAAGUAAAGUAUGGGUGGAUAUUAGUAUGGACUUCAUAGAGGGGUUAUCGUUGUCUAAGGGAUACAGUGUAAUCAUGGUGAUCGUAGACAGGUUUAGCAAGUACAGUCAUUUCAUACCCAUAGCACAUCCAUAUACAGCAGCAACAAUAGCAAAGGCAUUUAUGGAAAACAUAUUCAAAUUACAUGGUAUACCGCAAAGUAUAGUCAGUGAUCGGGAUGCAAUAUUCACAAGUAAUUUUUGGAAAGAAAUCUUCCAUUUAAGUGGAACCAAGUUACUAAUGAGUUUAGCAUAUCAUCCUCAAACCGACGGGCAGACAAAGAUAAUGAACAAGUGGCUAGAAGGGUACCUCAGGUGUUUUACCAGCGAUAGACCCAAAGAUUGGGCCAGUUGGCUAUCCCUAGCCGAGUGGACAUACAAUACUUCAAAGCACUCCUCCACGAGGUUUACUCCUUUUGAGAUUGUUUACGGACAAGAACCACCACGACUCCUUCCAUAUAAGCCUGGGACCACGGCGGUGCAAGCAGUUGAGGACGAAAUGAAAAGUCAAGAUUUUAUCCUUACCCUAGCACGGGAAAACCUGCAAGAAGCUCAAACAAGAAUACAGAUGACGGUGGCAGUGAGAAGGAACUUGAAGCUUUCUCCAAGGUAUUUCGGGCCUUUCCAAGUUAUUCAAAAAAUUAGAAAGGUUGCAUACAAGCUCGAUCUACCCAAAGAUUCCAAAAUUUAUCCAGUAUUCCAUAUCUCCUGCCUCAAGAAGAAGAUUGGAACUCAAUUAAAUCCUAACCCUAAGCUGCCGACAGUAAUGGAAGAAGGUACGCUGACCCCUGAACCAGAAAAAAUAUUGGAUAGAAGGCUCAAGAAAAAAGAAAAUCGAGCAGGAGUUGAUUUUCUAGUUCAAUGGAAGGGAGCUAACGAGGAAGAUGCCACCUGGAUAGAUGGAGAAAAGCUGAGUCAGACCUAUCCCGAACUCGUGGGCGAGUUCUUCUGA
This is a messenger RNA of Populus nigra (black poplar), 2115 nucleotides long. RefSeq lists its product as uncharacterized. The coding region runs from base 1 to 2115 and encodes 704 amino acids. Lineage: Eukaryota; Viridiplantae; Streptophyta; Magnoliopsida; Malpighiales; Salicaceae. The record is from RefSeq and is a predicted model, not a curated record. Gene Ontology annotation, biological process: DNA integration. Gene Ontology annotation, molecular function: nucleic acid binding. The transcript has 4 exons.